Molecule: messenger RNA, 1452 nt
Organism: Aspergillus mulundensis
Lineage: Eukaryota; Fungi; Ascomycota; Eurotiomycetes; Eurotiales; Aspergillaceae
Exons: 1
Coding region: 1-1452 (483 amino acids)
Source: RefSeq, a predicted model, not a curated record
AUGUCAACCGAGUCAACGGAGCGAGUUACCCUGCCUGAGACUGUUGCCGACUGGGAAAAGGACAUGGCCAAGUAUCCAGAGCUAGACGCGGCAUACCUCCAUCAGGCUGAACUGAAAGUGAAACUAAAAUCCGCCUCGACCAUCGAUGAGAAGCAGUUCUUGCUUCUUCGCGUGUUAUGGAAGGAACCUGCCAUUGAGCCCGUGCUUGACAGUGACAUAUUCAACCCUGAGCAUGCAGGCCUUCAGGAGUGGAUGGAAAAAGCCGAGGCCUCUCUCAGAAACUACAAAUCCUGGAAGAAAUACUGCAAAUCUCUUGAGAAGCGAUCCGCCCAGAUACCAGAGGGAACAUUUGCCCUGGCGGAGGCAGCUCAGCGACACGCUGCGAACAUUGAGACUGAAGAGAUGCGUCCGACGGCAAUCUUCACCCCGAAAAGCCACUUUACUCGAAGCAAAGCCCAGCACCCACCAAAAAAAAUCAAAGGCAACUCACUGGCUGAGAAAGAAGAGCAUAUGAAUGAUUCCCAGCCGGUGACGCCGGAACGGUCGCUCGCAGAUGAUGAAGACACAGAGGACGAAGAAGAGGAAGAGAGCCCUUUGGCGCGGAAGCAUCCGAAAGAACCCCCAUCCGACUCGAAUCCUCUGGGAGACAGCCCUUCAGCCCCGAAGACUCCGGAACAGAACCCUUCAGCACCGAAGCAUCCGGAUGAAAGUCCUUCAGACCCAAAGACUCCAGAAGAGGGCCAUUCGACUUUGGAAACCCCAGAGGGCCCCUCGACCCUGGAGACUCCAGAAGACAGCCCGUACACCCUCACGUCCCCCGACGAUCCAGACCUGCUCCAUAUGCUCUACGCACCCUCCCAGGACGAGCAAAUAGUCAAUACCGCCCUAGUGGACUUCCUGAGCGCUCUAACCCUCCACACCCUCCUCCCCCUGCGCUGGAGCAUGCACCGCGUCCCGCUCAAAGCAAACUUCGGAAACGCGUCCUACGAAGCCCGCACAGACGGAUACCUUGACAUGACGGGCGUAGAGCGCCGCGGGCAACGAAUCCGCGCCCUCAUCGAAGUCAAAGCCGUGUAUCGCAACAGAAAGCGUGCGGCGAUCCGUAUGCAGGAGGCGGCGCAGACGGUCGCUUGGUUAGCGUCGUACCCGGAACCUGGAGAUCGCUUGAAUGAGCGGGGAAGACGCAUCCACCUUUGCCAAGAUAGACACGAGGUUUUCAUCUUGUAUGCCGAGUACACGGAGAAGUACUUGGAGUACCUGCGGACCGGCGCCGGGGCCAAAUCCGACGACCCGGAGACCUUUUUGACCAUGCACGAGUUUGGGCCCUGGGAUACCACCGACCCAGACCGCAUGAAACAUCUGGCGCCUAUUGUCGUUGCUAUUGCUAUGCGCGCCGCCGAUGACCUCAAGGCUUCUCUCUCCCUUGUUCAGGCUGUUCUCCCUUAUCGUUGA